Messenger RNA from Aspergillus chevalieri, 258 nucleotides. RefSeq lists its product as uncharacterized. The coding region runs from base 1 to 258 and encodes 85 amino acids. The transcript has 2 exons. Lineage: Eukaryota; Fungi; Ascomycota; Eurotiomycetes; Eurotiales; Aspergillaceae. The record is from RefSeq and is a predicted model, not a curated record.
AUGCAAGACGGUAAAAUUCUUGCGUUCCCCUGUUCUCACGCAUAUCCCAAAGCUGAAGAGUACGGUCGGGCUCAGCUUCCCAGGGUGCUGAAGGGAGCAGACCUGGUGCUUUAUUCCGUUCUGCGCUCUCUUGGCAUAGAUGUCGCCAUCUUGCCAAUCCCCGAGAAAGACGGACAGUAUGGAAUACAGAACCAGGACCUCGGGAUUAUGGAUGGUCACUACGGUGGGUGGUACAGGACUACACCUCCAAGUACCUGA